Dioscorea cayenensis subsp. rotundata (Guinea yam) is the source of this 1333-nucleotide messenger RNA. RefSeq names its product glyoxylate/hydroxypyruvate/pyruvate reductase 2KGR-like. The coding region runs from base 56 to 1006 and encodes 316 amino acids. The record is from RefSeq and is a predicted model, not a curated record. NCBI's taxonomy places the organism in Eukaryota, Viridiplantae, Streptophyta, Magnoliopsida, Dioscoreales, Dioscoreaceae. Gene Ontology annotation, molecular function: NAD binding; hydroxypyruvate reductase [NAD(P)H] activity; glyoxylate reductase (NADPH) activity. Gene Ontology annotation, cellular component: cytosol. The transcript has 3 exons.
UUCUGAUAACUCAUCUUCCCUCCUUCAGCACCAGAACCCUCGCUGGCUCGCUCUCAUGGAAACCCUCGGUGUUCUCCUCACUGUGCCCAUGGACCCAUACCUCGAGGAGGAGCUCGAUCGCCGCUACAACCUCUUCCGGCUUUGGGAGGCGCCGCUGGAGUCCCGCCGAGACUUCCUCUUCACGCGCGCAGGAUCCAUCCGCGCUUUGGUCGGCAACACCAAUGUUGGGGCUGACGCUGAGACCAUCGACGCCCUUCCGAGGCUUGAGAUCGUAUCCACCUUCAGCGUCGGCCUUGACAAGAUCAAUCUCGACAAGUGCCGCGAGCGCGGCAUCCGGGUUACCAACACUCCCGAUGUGCUCACCGAUGACGUCGCGGAUCUUGCAAUAGGGUUGGCGAUUGCGGUGCUGAGGAGAAUUCCGCAAGUGGAUCGGUAUGUGAGGGAUGGGUCGUGGAAGACGAAAGGGGAUUAUAAGCUCACCACUAAGCUAAGUGGUAAAACAGUUGGUAUAAUCGGGUUGGGCAGAAUCGGCAUGGCUAUUGCCAAAAGAGCAGAGGCAUUUGGGUGCCCUAUCAUCUACCACUCCAGAUCAGAGAAGCCGGACACAAACUACAAAUAUUAUUCGAAUGUUCUUGACUUAGCAGCUAACUGUGAGGUGCUCAUUGUAGCAUGCUCACUAACACCUGAAACUCGCCACAUUGUUAAUCGCAAGAUCAUGGACGCACUCGGCCCAAAGGGUGUGUUGAUAAACAUUGGCCGUGGUCUGCAUGUGGAUGAGUCUGAGCUCGUUAAAGCACUAGUUCAGGGUCGUUUGGGAGGUGCUGGAAUUGAUGUGUUUGAACACGAGCCUCAUGUCCCUCAGGAGCUGUUUGGCCUAGACAAUGUAGUUUUGGUUCCUCAUGUGGGAAGUGACACCAUGGAAACUUGCAAAGCAAUGGCAGACCUUGUCCUUCAAAAUCUCGAAGCCCAUUUUUCAUGCAAACUUCUCCUAACUCCUGUUCUUUAAUCACACAGAUAUCGUCUAAUGUUAUCGAUGUGUAUAAAUUCUUUGGCAGGAAGUUACUGAUCUUCAUAUUGAUGCAAUGAAGCUGUUGUUUAUAUCUCUGAAGUUUUCACAGGUGAGAAUAGUCAAAUCCUUCUAAUCUUAUAUAUAUGUUUAUCUUUGUAUUUUUGUAUCUUAAUAUAAUGUUAUAAGCGUCUUCUGUUGUAAGCAUUCCUCUUAUAACAUUAGCCUAUUUCUUUAUUCUUGUGGUGACCCAUAUAUAAAAUUAAUCUAGUUUGUAUUUUUAAUUUCUAAUAACUAGCACUGAGAAUGUGAUGAAGUCUUUUUGAA